GCAGCGGGCGCGGCCCGGCCCGGCCUCGCCUUCAGCCGGGGGCGCGGCGUCCAGCGGGCACGGGGCCGCGCCUGCCUCCAGCAGUACGGGGAGCCGGGGGGCGCUUCCCCCUGGGCGGCUCUGCCGGGUUCAACGGGUGAGAGCCGGUCCCGGGUCAACCCGCUGGGCGGCGGUGAGGUGCUGCAAGGAUGAGCAUGGCCCAGGCUGGAGCCGUAGUUGCAGCUGCCACGGGAGUUCUCGUCUUUUUCUUGUACGCCUCCAUUCACAAGGUUGAGGAGGGGCACCUGGCUGUGUAUUACAGUCUAUAAGGUUACAGGCCUGCAGUGACUUCUUCUGAGACACCUUGUGUUGAUGCUGCAACUUUGGAGCAGGGGUGGUGCAUUGUUAAGUAGUCCGAGUGGACCAGGCUACCACAUCAUGCUCCCAUUCAUUACCACCUUCAAAUCUGUGCAGACCACGUUGCAGACUGAUGAAGUGAAAAACGUGCCUUGUGGGACAAGUGGCGGUGUUAUGAUCUACAUUGACCGAAUAGAAGUUGUGAAUAAAUUGGCACCAUAUGCAGUGUAUGAUAUUGUGAAAAAUUACACUGCGGACUACGAUAAGACCUUGAUCUUCAAUAAAAUUCAUCAUGAGCUGAAUCAGUUCUGCAGUGCUCAUACUCUUCAGGAAGUAUACAUCGAGCUGUUUGAUCAGAUAGAUGAGAAUCUGAAGCUGGCCCUGCAGAAAGAUCUCAAUGUCAUGGCACCAGGUCUUACUAUCCAGGCUGUUCGUGUUACGAAACCCAAAAUCCCAGAAGCCAUCCGAAGAAAUUUUGAGCUCAUGGAAGCUGAGAAGACCAAGCUGCUCAUUGCAGCCCAGAAGCAGAAGGUAGUAGAGAAGGAGGCAGAGACAGACCGAAAAAAAGCGCUUAUUGAGGCAGAGAAGGCUGCUCAGGUGGCCAGGAUUCACUAUCAACAGAAGAUUAUGGAGAAGGAAACUGAGAAGCGAAUUUCUGAGAUUGAAGAUGCUGCAUUCUUAGCAAGAGAGAAAGCAAAAGCAGAUGCAGAGUAUUACACUGCUCGGAAGCUGGCUGAUUCCAACAAGCUGAAACUUACCCCAGAGUAUCUGGAACUAAUGAAGUAUCAGGCGAUAGCUACAAACAGCAAGCUGUAUUUUGGUGACAGCAUCCCCAAUGUGUUUCUGGAUUCCUGUGCCUUUCAGCAAGCUGAACUGAGGACUGCCCAAGAAACCAGCCUUUCUUCACAGGAAGUCCCAGACACCUCUGCAGAAAGCCACCUCAAACCAAAGGAAAGUACUGGCUGACAGAGGUAGAAAGAGACCUGGUAUAGCUUGACAGCUUUCCCAGCUGUGAAUGGGGAUGUUGCCCUGUGCUGGUGGGGCAUGUGUGGCAUAUGUGGACAUCUUGCAUAUAGGUGGCAGUUGGGUUGAUUUUCUUCUAGCAGCACAUUGCAAGUGCUCUGCCUCUUCCGUUUCUUCCCUAUUAAAUUGGUGCUUCCAAAUGAGGGAUAAUCCUGUACUAACAUACCUAUACUGGAAUAUUAAAAGACGGUCACCAGGAAAGCCUUCUGCAGUAGGUGCAAUUAUUUAGCAAGCAUUACCCUUGAGGUAGGAUAUGUGGCUUUGAGUGCAACAUGGCUGCACACUGGUUGUUCCACAGUGCUCUCGCUGAGGCUAAGCAGAGUUUUCCUUCGUCUUGCCAGGGAAGCUUCACUUUGUGGACUCCAAGGCAGAUCUAUGCUUACGGGACACAACUCUCCUCAAGAACUCUGUAGUUGGCCAGUAGAGGCUGCCUGUUCUUGCUCAGAGCAAGACUCAGCAAGGAGUGGUUUGGUGUGGAAUAGUUUAUUUGAAUAGGAUCUGCAUAGCCAUAAUCUUUUCCUUUCCUGUAGGCAGUGGAAAGUGGAUAACUCAGAGCAAGCAGUCUCUGAUGGGGUUCUGUAACUCCCCUUCUCCAAGCAAGAGUCUCAUGUUGGGUGGCCAUGACUGACUGCAGUACACUUAAUCUGGGUGGCUGGGUCUCACCUUGCUCCCUAAACCAGAAUUCAGAGUGUGUGGAACACCUCAGAGCAGCUGGUUGGGAACAGAGGAUCCAGAGCUGAGAAAUCUUUGGUCAGAUUGCAGCUUCCCUCUAGGUCUUUUCACCACAGAAAGGGUGCUGAAUUUACGUGGCUUUGCCUGCUGCAAAGCAAAGGAAAAGACUUGAUGAGAGAUGCAAGAAAUUCUUGGGGUGGAGUGCAGGAAUCUUGUCAUUAUCCUGCUCCUCAGAUGGACUUCUGUUACAGACCACUGCCAGGCAGAUAACCAGGUGCCUGAGGUCAGCAGGCAGCCUGUCCAGCCCAGUGCUGCUUUGCACUCUCCAUCCCACUUGUGCAGUUUACCCUGCUCUGCAGCAGAUUGAUUCCUCAGCUGCAAAGCUGGCAGGGCAUUGCCACUCCCCAGAGCAGCAUUCAUCACUCCAAGAAGCUGGACUGGCCUUGUACAUCCUUGACCAGCUGCAGUGGGGAGUCUGUCUCCAGUCCCACAGGCACUGGCUGGGCUUUGCUGCCUCACAGGUUUUUGACUCAGCGAUGCUGGUGGGAUGACCUCCUGCCUUGGCAUGUGUCAUGAUGUACCCAUUUCCCUGCUCCCUGUGUAUCAAUUCAGGGUGAGAGAAGAGGCAUGCAGCAAAGGUGAAUUUCCUUGUGGGGGAUGAAAUCUGUUUGUAUAAUCUGCUUUCGUCUUCUUCCAUGCUCCCCUUUGCCUAUGAGGAUGUGCUUGUUUCUAGAACCUGUUUCUUCUUGUGUUCUGUGGCAGUCUCAGAAGAUGAUGUCUGGAGAAGUCACUGGCAAGGACCUGAGCCAGAAGGCCAUGCCCCUGCUUGCAGUGCUGUCUGCCUCUUAACCCACUGCAUGUUCAGAGACCACCUCUCCUCCAUGUGCCUUGGAUAUCUGUACAUUCCUGCUUUUCUGUCCCUAGCACCAUCUACAGUCUUCUGACAAGGGAAGGAACUCACUUAGCUUUUGCCCAUAAACGUGUCUGCUAAUGAUCUCCCCAGGUAGUUGUGUGUGUGUGUGUCAGUUCUUCCAGUGCUAUUUUGCUUAUACUGUUUAGCUUCGUUGGCUGAAAGGAUGGUGGUGUCACCCCCUGAGGAAGUUCAGUAACAUAGGGUGCCAUACCCUUUCUCAGUUCCUGCCCAGCUGCUUCUCACCCAUCUCUGGAGUAGAGCAGGGAUGUUUUGACCCUUUCUUUCCUCCAUCUGCAGACUCCCAAUGCCUAGUUACUAUUCUGCUUCAGGAUGCAUGUGCAUGGCACAUGGGUUGCAUGCCUCUGUGCAACUUACAGAUGCAGUGCUUGGGGACUGCCAAGCAGAGCUUUUGGAGGGGGAGCUUGUCUCUUUGCUGACAAAGGCUUGAGCGAGCAGUGUCCUCCUGCUGCAGAGCAGGGAUGGAAAGGUGCUGAUGGCCAGGGAUUGCUGAGGGCCCUGAGGACUCCUCAUGGAGGUGGGGAAGCAAGAAGGGUGCUGAAAUCCCAUGGCUGGUGAUGGGAGAGGAACAGGCAGGCACAGGGUUAGCCUUUCUAAACCUGUCAGGGCCUGCCCCUGGGGAAGGGUACAGGCCAGAGGUGGGAUGGCAGCAUGCUUUGUGUCUGUGGUGUUUGGAGUGGCUCCUGGAAGUACUCUUGGAUUUACAAGACCCCCCUUUUCCCUGUGGGAAGUCCUUUGUGGAGCCAGUGGAGACACAUCUCAGUUCUUCAGUGUUGCUGGCUUGCGGCAGUCGCUUUGCAGCAGAAACACAGCCUCUCCUCAUCAAUUUGGUUGGCUUCUGAGAUGAAUGCUGACUUUCUAUGAACAGAAGCCCUUCUUAGAGAGUUUACAGAAUUGCCUGUGGUUAGGCAUUGCUUAGUGCUGGCAUCAGACCCCAGGGGUCAUGCCACAGGUGAGCAGACAAAGGUGGGUUAUGCUAGCCUGGAGGUUCUGGGGAGUAAGGGCAUCAGGGAACCUUGAGCUGACACCAAGGCAGCUUGCAGAUCACUACAGCAAGACCCCCACACAGGGAGAAGGGUAGCUAGUGCAGGAAGGGUUGAGCCAUCUCCUGCCCCUGCAGCCAUCCAGGUGUGUGUGUGGGUUUGCCUCCAGUGGCUGUCACUCUGGCUAAAUGUUGUCCCCAUCUGGCUAGGUGUGCAUCUGCCACCUCCACCCUUUGUCUUAUGGAUGGGUCAUCAAUGCUCUUGGGGAUUGAGAUCCUGCAGCAAUAUCUGCAUGAUGCUCAGUGCCUUGCACAAAAGCCUCCAGCCCCACUUGAUGGAGGAGCCUGAGUGGAUGUGCAAAGGGUGAGGUGCCAUGGCUGGCAGCUGAAUGAGCACCUUGACACCUGAGAUGGGCUUUACUUCUCACUCAGCUGGGAGGGCUGAGUGAGAAUGUGGAUGUAAUGGGGAACAUGGCUUUGAACUGGUUUUUCUCUGUUCAAAAGGGCCUGCAUGCUGUUGUGACUAGAGGGGCUUGCUCCUUGAUCAGCACCUUCUUUAUAAAAAGCACUAUACAUAUGUUCAAGUUUACAUGCACAGUGUUGUGUUCUUUUUAUAAAAACAAUAAAACUAUUUUGUUAGCA
This is a messenger RNA of Anas platyrhynchos (mallard), 4586 nucleotides long. RefSeq names its product ER lipid raft associated 1 (gene ERLIN1). Lineage: Eukaryota; Metazoa; Chordata; Aves; Anseriformes; Anatidae. Gene Ontology annotation, biological process: SREBP signaling pathway. Gene Ontology annotation, molecular function: ubiquitin protein ligase binding; cholesterol binding. Gene Ontology annotation, cellular component: endoplasmic reticulum membrane; endoplasmic reticulum. The record is from RefSeq and is a predicted model, not a curated record.